GGGAUUUCUGACAUAUCUCCCCAGCUCUGACCUUGAGCGAGACAAUAAAAGGGGAUCAGUCCCUGCGCCUUGGGCCAACCCAUUGAGAGCUUUCAGAGGUGUGUCCGGGGCCCAGAGAAUUAACCAUGUCCCGCUUUAUGGAACUGAGGGAAUUUGGAGAGGCAGCCCAGUUUCUCCGCAAAACCAACCUGGAGCAACUGGCUGCGCAGGCCCAUGCUUUUGACGGAAAGAAACGAGUCUGGAUACCAGAUGAGAAGGAAGCUUAUAUCGAUGUAGAGGUUAAAGACUUAGAUGGGGACAAAGCCACUGUGGAAACCAGAGAUGGACGGAUUUUAACAGUCAAAGAGAACGACAUCCAACCCAUGAACCCACCGAAGUUUGACAUGAUAGAGGACAUGGCCAUGCUGACCCACCUCAACGAAGCCUCUGUGCUCUUCAACCUCAGCCGCCGAUACAGCUUCUGGAUGAUCUAUACCUACUCAGGGCUGUUCUGUGUGACAGUAAACCCCUACAAAUGGCUCCCUGUCUACACUGCUGAAGUGGUCGCUGCCUAUAAGGGAAAACGGCGUUCGGACGCUCCUCCUCACAUCUACUCCAUAGCUGACAAUGCUUACAAUGACAUGCUAAAAAAUCGUGAAAACCAGUCCAUGCUCAUCACCGGAGAGUCCGGUGCUGGCAAAACUGUCAACACGAAACGAGUAAUUCAGUAUUUUGCCAUUGUAGCUGCUAUCGGAGAAGCAGGUGGCAAAAAAGGAGGUACACUAGAGGACCAGAUCAUAGAGGCCAACCCAGCAAUGGAGGCGUUCGGCAAUGCUAAGACUAUAAGGAACGACAACUCGUCUCGCUUUGGCAAAUUCAUAAGAAUCCAUUUUGGCCCCACGGGAAAGCUGGCAUCUGCUGACAUUGACAUCUAUCUUCUUGAAAAAUCCAGAGUGAUAUUCCAGCAACCUGGAGAGAGGAGCUACCACAUCUACUACCAGAUCUUAUCUCACAGGAAACCAGAGCUUCAAGACAUGCUGCUGGUGUCGUCGAAUCCGUUUGACUACCACUUCUGCUCUCAGGGUGUGACCACAGUAGAUAAUUUGGACGAUGGACAAGAGCUACUUGCAACCGAUCAUGCCAUGGACACUCUUGGCUUCACUCCUGAAGAGAAAUAUGGCUGUUAUAAGAUUGUGGGCGCCAUUAUGCACUUUGGUAACAUGAAAUUCAAAGUAAAGCAGAGAGAAGAACAGGCAGAAGCUGAUGGCACUGAAAGUGCAGACAAAGCCGCAUAUCUGAUGGGAAUCAACUCAGCUGAGCUUAUAAAAGGCUUGCUUCACCCCAGGGUGAAGGUGGGCAAUGAGUACAUUGUGAGAGGACAGACUGUAGAACAGGUGACCUACGCUGUUGGAGCGCUCGCCAAAGCUACAUAUGACCGCAUGUUUAAAUGGCUCGUCAGCAGGAUCAACAGGACACUUUACACGGCCAUCCCUCGCCAGUUCUUCAUUGGAGUUCUGGACAUAGCUGGCUUUGAGAUCUUUGAGUUUAACAAUUUUGAGCAGCUGUGCAUCAACUUCACGAAUGAAAAACUGCAGCAGUUUUUCAAUCAUCACAUGUUCAUCCUAGAACAGGAGGAAUAUAAGACAGAGGGCAUUGAGUGGACGUUCAUUGACUUCGGCUUAGACCUACAGGCCUGCAUCGACCUCAUUGAGAAGCCACUGGGUAUAAUGUCUAUAAUGGAGGAGGAGUGCAUGUUUCCCAAAGCCACAGACAGCAGCUUCAAAGCUAAACUCUAUGAUAAUCACCUCGGCAAGUCCCCCAACUUCCUGAAGCCAAAACCGGACAAGAAACGCAAGUACGAGACCCACUUUGAGCUGGUUCACUACGCUGGUGUGGUGCCUUACAACAUCAGUGGAUGGCUGGACAAGAACAAAGACCCUCUGAAUGAAACUGUUGUGGGCAUCUUCCAGAAAUCAUCCAACAAGUUGAUGUCUAGCCUCUUUGAGCACUUUGUCAGCUUAGAUGCAGGAGCAGAGCCCAAACCUGGCGGCAAGGAGAAGAGGAAGAAAGGAGCAUCAUUCCAAACAGUGUCACAGCUUCAUAAGGAGAAUCUCAACAAACUGAUGACCAACCUGAGGAGCACUCAGCCUCACUUUGUGCGCUGCAUCAUCCCUAAUGAGUCCAAGACUCCAGGUAUGAUGGAGCCGUUCCUGGUCUUGCACCAACUGCGUUGUAAUGGAGUACUGGAGGGGAUCCGCAUCUGUAGGAAGGGAUUCCCCAAUCGUAUCCUAUAUGCAGAGUUUAAACAGCGGUACCGCAUUUUGAACCCUUCUGCCAUUCCAGAGGACACGUACGUGGACAGCAGGAAGGCUGCAGAGAAGUUGCUAGGCUCGCUGGACAUAGACCACAGUCAAUACAAAUUUGGCCACUCCAAGGUUUUUUUUAAGGCUGGUCUGCUGGGUCAUCUGGAAGACAUGAGGGAUGAGCGACUGGCGAAGAUCAUCACCAUGUUGCAGGCUUUCUGCAGGGGCAAACUCAUGAGGAUGGUGCGGAGGAAGCUGAUGCAAGAGAAGGAGGCUAUAAUGGUGAUUCAGUGGAAUAUCCGGGCGUUUUAUGCAGUCAAAAACUGGCCGUGGAUGCGUCUCUUCUUCAAGAUCAAACCUCUCUUGAAGAGUGCAGCCACCGAAAAGGAGCUGGCCGCUCUCAAGGAAGAAUUCCAGAAGCUAAAGGAGGCAUUUGAGAGAUCAGAGGCCAAGAGAAAGGAGCUGGAAGAACGACAGGUUUCCCUGGUGCAAGAGAAAAAUGACCUUUCUCUGCAGCUUCAAGCUGAACAAGACAACCUGGCGGACGCAGAAGACAGAUGCAACCUGCUGAUUAAGGCUAAGAUUCAGAUGGAAGCGAAAGUGAAGGAGCUUAUGGAAAGACUGGAAGAUGAAGAGGAGAUGAGUUCUAGCUUGCUUACCAAAAAACGCAAGCUAGAGGAUGAGUGUGCAGAGCUGAAAAAGGAUCUUGAUGACCUGGAGAUGACCUUGGCCAAGGUGGAGAAAGAGAAACAUGCCACAGAGAACAAGGUGAAGAAUUUGGCAGAGGAGAUGGCAGCUCUGGAUGAGACCAUCCUCAAGCUGACUAAAGAGAAGAAAGCCCUGCAGGAUGCCCAUCAGCAAGCUCUGGAGGACUUGCAAGCAGAGGAGGACAAGGUUAACAUGUUGACCAAGGCUAAAAUCAAGCUGGAGCAGCAGGUUGACGAUCUUGAGGGCUCUUUGGAGCAAGAGAAGAAGGUGCGUAUGGACCUUGAGCGAGUCAAGCGUAAGCUGGAAGGAGACUUAAAGAUUUCUAUGGAGUCAGCCAUGGACCUGGAGAAUGACAAACAGCAGCUAGAAGACAGGCUGAAGAAGAAAGACGUUGAAAUGAGUCACAUUAACUCCAAAAUUGAAGAUGAACAAGCCAUGGUGCUUCAACUGCAGAAGAAAACAAAGGAAUUGCAGACUCGUAUCGAGGAGCUGGAGGAAGAGCUGGAGGCAGAGCGGGCAGCUCGAGCGAAGGCAGAGAAACAGCGCUCAGAUGUAACCCGGGAGCUGGAGGAGCUGAGUGAGCGGCUAGAGGAGGCAGGGGGAGCCACUGCAGCUCAGAUCGAGAUGAACAAGAAGCGGGAGGCAGAUUUCCUGAAGCUGCGGCGAGACCUGGAAGAAGCCUCUUUACACCACGAGGCCACGACAGCUUUGCUGAGGAAGAAGCACGCAGACAGUGUGGCUGAGCUGAGUGAGCAGUUAGACAACCUGCAGAGGGUCAAACAGAAACUGGAGAAGGAGAAGGCUGAGGCCAGAAUGGAGGUUGAGGAUCUGGCUUCUAAUCUGGAACACCUCUCAAGGGCCAAGGCUGCAACAGAGAAGAUGUGCAGGAUGUUUGAGGACCAGCUGAACGAGUCCAAGACCAAAGUGGAGGAACUUCAGAGGCAGUUGAUGGAUGUCACCUCUCAGAAAGCCCGUGCCCAGACAGAGAGUGCGGAGAUUAGUCGCAGAUUGGAGGAGCGGGAGGUCCUAGUUAUGCAGCUUCAGCGCACCAAACUCUCUCUCACACAGGCUGGAGAGGACCUGAAGAAACAGCAGGAGGAGGAGUGCAGGGCAAAGAAUGCUUUGGCUCAUGCAGUGCAGUCAUCUCGACAUGACUGUGACCUGCUGAGGGAGCAAUUUGAAGAAGAGCAGGAAGCCAAAUCCGAGCUGCAGCGGGCCUUAUCCAAAGCUAAUGCCGAGAUUGCUCAAUGGAGGACGAAAUAUGAGACUGAUGCUAUUCAAAGGACAGAGGAACUGGAGGAAGCCAAGAAGAAGCUGGUGACUCGGCUGCAGAGUUCAGAGGAGGUGAUAGAAGCCUCAAAUGCUAAAUGCGCCUCACUAGAGAAGACCAAACACCGCCUGCAGACUGAGAUUGAGGACUUAAUGGUGGACCUGGAACGCUCCAAUGCUGUUGCCGCUGUAUUAGACAAGAAACAGCGCAGUUUUGAUAAGGUGUUGUCCGAGUGGAGGCAGAAGUUUGAGGAGUCACAGGCAGAGUUGGAGAGCUCUCAGAGGGAGUCCCGCAGUCUGAGCACUGAGCUCUUCAAGCUCAAGAACUCCUAUGAGGAGGCACUUGAGCACCUGGAGACUGUUACUCGGGAGAACAAGAACCUUCAAGAGGAAAUCACUGACCUGACUGAGCAGAUCAGUCAAGGAGGCAAAACCAUCCAUGAACUGGAGCAGAUAAAAAAGGUCUUGGACCAAGAGAAGUGCAACAUCCAAGCAGCUCUGGAGGAAGCUGAGGGUACCCUGGAGCAUGAGGAGAGUAAGACCUUGCGAACCCAGAUGGAGCUCAGCCAGGUCAAAACUGAGAUAGACAGAAAGCUAGCAGAACGGGACGAGGAGAUUGACAACCUCCGGCGGAAUCACCAGCGGGUCCUGGAAUCCAUGCAGGCCUCUUUGGAUGCAGAGGCCAGAGCAAGAAAUGAAGCUGUUAGAUUAAAGAAGAAGAUGGAGGGAGACCUCAAUGAGAUGGAGAUCCAGCUCAGCUAUGCUAACAAGCAGGCCGCUGAGUCCCAGAAACUAGUUCGCCAUCUGCAGGUUCAAAUAAAGGACAUGCAGCUGGAAUUCGAUGAGUCUAUGCAUCAGUGUGAGAACCUGAAGGAGCAGGUGGCAGUGACGGACCGCAGAAACACCCUUCUCGCUGCUGAGGUGCAGGAACUCCGCACAGCCAUCGAACAAACGGACCGAAUGCGGAAGGUUGCUGAACAUGAGCUGCUUGAGUCUUCUGAGAGAGUGAACCUCUUACAUGCACAGAACACUGGUUUACUGAACCAGAAAAAGAAGCUAGAAGGGGAUCUCUCCACGCUGGCCGGCGAAGUGGAUGAGACUCUGCAAGAGUGCCAAAAUGCUGAGGAGAAGGCCAAGAAGGCAAUCACUGAUGCAGCCAUGAUGGCAGAGGAGCUGAAGAAAGAGCAGGAUACCAGCUCCCAUCUAGAAAGGAUGAAGAACAACAUGGAGCAGACCAUCAAAGACCUGCAGAUGCGUUUGGAUGAGGCAGAGCAGAUCGCCCUCAAGGGAGGCAAGAAACAGAUCCAGAAACUAGAAACACGGGUGAGGGAGCUUGAGGGAGAGCUGGACUGUGAGCAGAGGAAGAGUGGGGAAUUCCAAAAAGGAAUACGCAAAUAUGAGAGGCGGAUCAAAGAGCUUACAUAUCAGACAGAAGAGGACAGGAAGACAUUGUUGAGGAUGCAGGACCUGAUAGAUAAGCUCCAGGCCAAAGUGAAGAGCUACAAGAGGCAAGCUGAGGAUGCAGAGGAACAGGCCAACUCCAACAUGACUCGCUUCAGAAAGAUCCAGCACGAUCUGGACGAUGCAGAGGAGAGGGCAGACAUGGCCGAGUCUCAGAUCAACAAACUGCGCGUGCGCACUAGAGAGAUGCAUACUACUGUCAAGAUCACAGAGUGACGAACGAACCGCAAAUUCUGCUCAACUUACAGCAGAGGACUUCACAGAGUGAUGUAGCACGUGUGAAUCUAUUUCUGAUGAAGUUUUUGGUUUACACAAUGCAAAGGACUAAAAAGCUUAAUGUGAUGCUUACUGGUGAUCAUCGAAGACAAAAACUGAUCAUUUUAUUAAUAAUGUAGAGUAGAGCAUGCAUAUAUUGACAUGGUGGGUUUUAAAAGGAGUCGAGAUACUAAGCUUAAGAGUGAUUGUGAAAAUUUGAAAUGCAAAGAUAAAUACAGGGCACUGUUCAUGGCAUUCAGUGUGUGUGUACAAUAAAAACAGGAAUGUGUGGCUAUUGA
Messenger RNA from Colossoma macropomum (tambaqui), 6274 nucleotides. It is a transcript of the gene myh7bb, whose product is annotated as myosin, heavy chain 7B, cardiac muscle, beta b. Gene Ontology annotation, cellular component: myosin complex. The record is from RefSeq and is a predicted model, not a curated record. Gene Ontology annotation, molecular function: cytoskeletal motor activity; ATP binding; actin filament binding. The coding region runs from base 126 to 5936 and encodes 1936 amino acids. Lineage: Eukaryota; Metazoa; Chordata; Actinopteri; Characiformes; Serrasalmidae. The transcript has 43 exons.